Rhododendron vialii is the source of this 639-nucleotide messenger RNA. RefSeq lists its product as uncharacterized. The record is from RefSeq and is a predicted model, not a curated record. NCBI's taxonomy places the organism in Eukaryota, Viridiplantae, Streptophyta, Magnoliopsida, Ericales, Ericaceae. Bases 1 to 639 code for a protein of 212 amino acids. The transcript is spliced from 2 exons.
AUGGCUGAUUCCGGCGAAGGUGGCGGCAAUGGUGGUGGUAGCGUUGGUGGUGACGAGGUUCGGUUGAGUGGGGAGACCGAGGGCCCUCGAAUCGACGAUCAGUCGGUGGGCGACGCUCCAGUGGUGAUCGGCGCAGGCAUUUCAGUGAGUGACAGAGGCGGUGAUGGCCAUGCAGCAGGGGUGACUGGUGGUGAAGAGGGGCGGCGUACGCCAGGCGGGAUGCGGUGUACGCCAGGCUCCGUUGUCAUAGUGGGUCCACAGGUUCGUCGAUUGGAUCCAAGCAGUGGGUUAGAGGGUGUGGUGAUCACCGGCUUGGGUUCGGCUGAAGCCGGCGGCUCUGGCAGGGGCAGUGGUGAUGAUGGUGAUCGGCCAGAGACGCCGGUGAGAGAUCCAGCGAGAGGCAAGGGCCCUGUGGUUAAAGAGGGAGCAUCCGGGGCAGUACCCAUGGAGGAGGUGGAGUUUCGGCCAGCAGUGGGGUCUUCGGUUCACGUGCCCAUCACUCGGGGGGACUUUGCCGAAUUUGUGUCUGAGGAGGAACUUGGCCGGUUGCUCCAGGAGAACCCGGGGGUGGUGGCUGCUGUGUUGGCUGCGCGGGAGGACAGGGCCCGGCAGCUUUGGAACUGUUGUAGCCUGAAUUGA